AUGACCAGCACCGACGAGACUAAGAAGAAAUUCUACGAGGACCUGCAUGCCUUCCUGAGGACUGUACCGAAGGCGGACGAGUUGAUUGUCCUUGAUGAGUUAAAAGCCCUCGUCGGCACAGAUCACGCUGCCUGGAGAGAAGAGCUGGGUCCCUAUGGUCUCAACGGCUCCAAUGACAAUACCCUGCUCCUCCUACGAACCUGUGCAGAACACCGGCACGUCCUGAGUAACCCCUACCUCCGUCUCCCGAUGCGAGAGAAGGCCACCUGGAUGCACCCUCGGUCGCAACACUGGCAUCUGCUGGAUUAGGUCCUCGUCCGGAGGUGACGCCAGCAUGAUGUGGUGGUGACAAUGGCGAUCCCCAGUGCCAACGGGCGGAACGACCAUCACCUCGUCAUAUCCAAGAUGCAAUUAACGUAUAGCGUCGAAGGAGGCCUCAAGGUAAGCCGAAUAUUGAUUUGUUGUCGUUGCCUGCUCGCCAUCUGCAUUUCAGCAAUGAGCUCUCUCAGCGGCUAGCCAGCCUUCCAGUCGCCACCGCCGCCGCUGACGAGAAUACCUCCCUGGAGCAUCAAUGGUGUCAAAUGCGAGACACAGUCCAAUCAACCGCCCUGGUUGUCCUCGGUCACGCACGACGCCAACACCAGGACUGUUUCGGUGACAACGACGCCGUCAUCAGUAACCUGGUCGCCGAGAAGAACUGCCUGCGCAAAGCCUACGUUAACCGCCCUACCGACGAAAACAAAGCAGUCUUCUACCGUAGUAACCGCCUUGUGCAACAGCGGUUGUGGGAGAUGCAGGAGGCCUGA
Spirometra erinaceieuropaei is the source of this 806-nucleotide messenger RNA. NCBI's taxonomy places the organism in Eukaryota, Metazoa, Platyhelminthes, Cestoda, Diphyllobothriidea, Diphyllobothriidae. The record is from the annotation of a GenBank genome assembly.